Messenger RNA from Penicillium expansum, 2763 nucleotides. RefSeq lists its product as uncharacterized. The transcript is spliced from 5 exons. Bases 1 to 2763 code for a protein of 920 amino acids. The record is from RefSeq and is a predicted model, not a curated record. NCBI's taxonomy places the organism in Eukaryota, Fungi, Ascomycota, Eurotiomycetes, Eurotiales, Aspergillaceae. Gene Ontology annotation, molecular function: DNA binding.
AUGGAAGCCUCGCGAGAGGAGCGGCAGCUUAUGCGGCAGCGUGGAGCUGGGACGCGCAAAGCAAAAGAAGUCAAUUUUGGGUUCUCAUUUGGUAGCCCAGCGCUUGGGUUAUCAGCGCCCGCGCCGAUUGCGACUGUCCCUGAAGCUCAGAAUCCACCGCGAACACAGACCGCGCCGAACACAACACCGUUGAAGGCAUCGCAACCAGGAUCGCAACCUCGGGGGGUUGAGCGCACACCGGGAAGCGCGCGUAACAAGCUCCCAGAAAGGCCCUCGACAUAUGAAGUACCCUCCUCAGACGAUAGAUCUGAACAAACGCGAAGCAACAAGAGGAGAAAGAUUAGUCCUACUAAAGCAACAGAAGGUACUCCUUCUCGUCGGAAUGGCGGGCGACCUCGGAAUGGCGACACACACCCCGUUGAUAAAAGUGCAGGUAGCACAGAGUCUCAAACAAGUCACACCCAGGAACUUCCGAAUACAGAUGUACCUCCUCCAUCAGAAAUAACCAACAAUAAACCCCCACCGCCUCACAUCUCACCCAUUCCGGAGACCUCAGUCGAAGAUCAACACCUAACAGAAGAGGGGACUAAUGGCGUGGAACCAACAACAUCAGCCGCCGACGAGCCAUUGCCCCAAGUCACAUCUCCAGUGUCUAGCCCCACAGUGCCUGCAGUAGCGGAAGAAGCACAGGCGCCGAUUUCAUCGCCUGAAGCUGAGACCGGGGUCGAACAGCCUGAAAACACAGAGCAACUACCCGAGAAACGACAUAACACUCUGUCACCACCAAGGCCCGAGGAACAAAUCCAAAGAACCAAGAAAAAUCAGCGGGAUAUUACAGAAACCGUUCUACCAGUUGUUCAGACAGAUAAAUCUGCCACAGAAGCCGUAUCACCACGUGGUAGCUCCGCCGAGGCUCUUAAAGCUAGCCAUGCACCAACUACCGAUGAUGUCGACAUGACUGAGGAUGCUCCAUCAUCCAAAGAAGAUGCACCAGAGCAAGACAACCAGCCGUCCCAGGGGCCUUCUACGAAGACGAAAAAGCCUCGGGGUCGGCCGCGGCAGCAAUCCACCGAGAACAACACACCGGACCUGCACGUUGCAGCCGCUGUACAAGAUCCUACAACCGAGGCGCAGGAUGAGCCUGCGGCAGCCCAAGUUGAGAAAGCUCCAAAGACCAAACGGCCUCGUGGGAGACCCUCGCUUGACAAGAAGACCAUUGAAGCCACCGAGACUGAGAAUAUUUCACCCGAACCUAUACCAGAUGCUGCGGAGUCCUCUUCGGGGCCACGUCGGGGUCGUAAGCCAACAUCACAAAAGGAUGACCAGCCGGAAACUGUGGUGGAAUCUGCAGUGUCCAAGCCACAACGUGGCAGACCAGGGAAGAAAGCGAAGCAAGCAGUGGAGCCUGAAGCCGAGCCUGAGCCUGUACCAGCAGACCAGGCAGAACCAGAACCAGAAUCUGCAGCACCCAAGUCUCGUGGUAGGCCUGCGAAGAAUGCGAAACGCGCAGCCGAAACUGAUCCCGAACCCGAACCUGCGACAGCAGACCAGCCAGAACUAGAGGCAGAAUUUGCGGUACCUAAGUCUCGUGGCAGACCCGGGAAAAAGACUAAACACGCAGUCGAAACCGAGCCUGAGCCCGAGACAGAAGAUCAACCAGAACCCGAAGUAGUACCCGCGGUAUCCAAGCCCCAACGUGGCAGGCCUGGAAAGAAGGCCAAUCGUGCAAUGGAGCCGGAGGCUGAACCUGCCGCAGAAGACCAGCCGGAGCCCGAAGCGGAUUCUACAGUACCUAAGACUCAACGUGGUAGGCCCGGGAAGAAACUCAAUCGCGCAAUGGAACCUGAGCCCGAGCCCGAGCCUGUCCCAGAAGAUCAGCCGGAGCCCGAAGCGGAAUCUGCAGCACCCAAGUCACAGCGCGGCAGAGCUGGAAAGAAAGCGAAGCGUGCAGUGGAACCCGAUCCUGAACCCGAGACAGAAUACCAACCCGAGCCCGAGGCUACCCAAGAACAGCCUCGUCGCAAGACUCGAGAGCCUCGUGGAGAAACAGUCGCGGUCACCGUUUACCGUCUCGCGAAUGUGAAUUCUCUAGGUGGCGCGGCAUCUACGGCCAACGGGUCUGGAGAUGAAGAAGAGUCCGCCGAUGAACUCACUACGCACCAGAGGGCCAAGAUACCCAACCGCGGCGGUGUCAACCCGGCUGAUGUAUUGAGCCAGAUCUGCCGCGAGACUCUGGAAAAGACCCUCAAUACACUCAAGGAUGGGAUUGCGAACGAGGCGAAUGCUACGCGCCGUGCAGAGUGGUCACGCAAGAGAAAAGCUGUUGAAAUAUUUGGCUCGGAGCUUGAGAGCCGUCUCAUGGAACUUAGCGGGGUACUCGAUAGCAAUUUCGUGCUUGGCGUGCAAUUGAAGAAGACUAAGCGGGAGAUGAUGGAUCUACGGAAUCAUCUAUACCGUGUCCGUCGAGAACGCGAGAACAUAGCUUUGCAGAUGGAUGCAGUGCGCAGCAGACAUAUUGAAGAGGAGAAGGCAAAAUUGUCACGAUCCACGAUCAGCAAUUCCCUCCAUAGCCUUGAACUGGCCCUCGACCGCAACAAGCAACGUUCUGCUUCUGCUGCGGAUUCUUCUCCGGAUCUUGAAUUUAUGCUUCGCACUGUCGCCGACGUAAGUUCCCGAGCCCCUGGAGCACAAGGCGGUCUCUUAAACCAAAUCCGAGCGUUCAACGCACAGCUCGAAGCUACCGUUGGUCGCCUGGAGCGAUGA